Rhipicephalus microplus (southern cattle tick) is the source of this 1079-nucleotide messenger RNA. RefSeq lists its product as uncharacterized. The record is from RefSeq and is a predicted model, not a curated record. Lineage: Eukaryota; Metazoa; Arthropoda; Arachnida; Ixodida; Ixodidae.
CUUACCUUCGUGCAGAGUCCUCCGAGUAACCCUUUACACUUGGAACAGCUGCCGCCGUGAGCCCUGCGUGACAACCCGGGGCCCAACGCCAGUAUAGCUCGACUGCGCUCGGUAUCCUCUCCUACGUCGGCUGCUCGUUUCGCAAACCGUCUUUCCCACCCGCACGCGUCGGCCAUCUGACAAGCGGCGCAGCUUUUUUUUUCAGUCGGCUGCGUCUGCUCUUCACAGUCGUGCGCAAGGCCUGCUGGUUGUAUCGUCUCUGCGGCCAAGCUAGCGUGGUUCGUGUGCUGACCUCUGUGUUUCUACGUGCAGAGUGUGCUUGCGUCGCUCGUAUAGCAGUUUUAGAAUAGGACGCGCAAAGAUAGCGUUUGUUGCGGGCGCGUUUCGUCACUUGACGCGGGUGCCCGCGAGGCUAUAUACCGUACGACGCAUGCGCUGUGAUGGCGAACGCUGACGCAGUGCUUUGCGUACCCUAUUACAAAGCUCUCUAGUGCGAGCAAGACGACAUGCAGACGAUUCCUCAAGCGUAUUCUGGCAGACGACGGCCUGACUGACGGCGGUGACGUCAAGUUCAUCAGGGACGUCUGUUUUGUUUUGACGAAGCAGCCAUGUUUCCGGCGACGUCGGCGGCUCGUUACGUGUUGUGCCUGAUCGCCGCUCUGCUGGCUGUGCUUGGGCGACAGACGGAAGUGGUUGUGCGCGGCGAAGACGGCUUAUCGUCGCGCGAUAUGGUUGUGGUCACUUCCGGUGCCAUGGUCGACCAAGAGAGGGAGCCGGGAUUCUGGGCGUCCUUCAGGACUUACAUGCUGGGCGAGCACUAUACGAGCAAGCAUGACUGGCAUCACCGUUUAUUCAAUCGCUACGUGCCCCUCUUCGGCGUCAUAACCUUGUCCCUGGUGGCGAUCGCCCUCUGCCUCAGCUACUGGUGUCAAGACCGCAACUCUCCGGAGACGGAGUCGUCCCGGGCGCAUCUGGAGGAGAUGCGCCGAAUGCAGUGCGGAGAGAGGGUCGCCAUGUACACCAUGCCGCCCAGCACCGACACCUACCCACAACACGGAUGCCCGGGACACGUAAGCCAG